This is a messenger RNA of Doryrhamphus excisus (bluestripe pipefish), 5750 nucleotides long. RefSeq names its product phosphodiesterase 2A (gene pde2a). NCBI's taxonomy places the organism in Eukaryota, Metazoa, Chordata, Actinopteri, Syngnathiformes, Syngnathidae. The record is from RefSeq and is a predicted model, not a curated record. Gene Ontology annotation, molecular function: 3',5'-cyclic-nucleotide phosphodiesterase activity; protein binding. Gene Ontology annotation, biological process: signal transduction.
GCGACAUGCUAGCAGUUAAGGUAUUGUGAGCAUCCCCUUCGCCCCCACACGGAACAAUGCAUAAGAUGAUCCAUAGGAUGAGUGUGAAGAUCUGCAGUCAUGUGGCGCGUCUCUCAAUUGGAUGCGUAUCAGUUUCUCCACCAAACCUCCAUUGCCAGCGUUAAAGAGGAGACAGCAGCUCCCCGGGAAGAGUCGGACACCGGCGAAGAGGCGAUAAAGCGAGGACUGCGCUCGAACACACACACACCCACACAUACCCACCCAUCAAUUCAUACAGUAUUACGACUCAGACCUCUCCCUCCAUCCACAUCCCCCACUCCCCGGCUGCAGCUGUUUGGGUCAGGAUGCGCCAUGGGACAAGCGUGCGGACACGCUCUACUCUGCCGUAGCCAGCCGCCAUCCACCGACAUACGCGGUCAGCAAGUCUUGCUGCAUCCUGAGGAGAGUUCACUUCCUGGCCUGACAAGCAGACAGUCCACCACGUCCGAACAAGUCCAGGAUGUUCUGCUGCAGCUGGCGGCGGUUGUCGAUGUGCGCUCACUGCGAGCGGCCCUUCGAGACGGCGUCCAGGCGCUGCUACCAAGCACGGUGUGUGUAUGUGUGUACACAUUGGAGGGAAACUCGAGGCUAUUGUCUGACAACCCACCGCAUGAGCUGCCACAGGAGGGAAAGAUCAGGAGCGUUGUCGACCAGCUGAAGAGAUGUCAAUGUGCGGGAUUUCCAUCAUCGGAACUCCCGGAAAAAUACAGAACCUACCUUGCAGCGCCGCUGACGGCACACCAAAGAGCUGUUGUUAUUCCUGUCUUGGACCAGGAGAGAACCAAGGCUAUUGCUGUUUUACUGGUGGGCUGUAGUCCUCUCACUGAUCAGGAUGAAGUGCAUCUCAACAUGCUGGAAAAACAUGUCUCGGUGGCAUGUGUGCGGGUCCAGCUUGUUCAGACGUUACCAGAGGCCGCCCCUCAGCCCGUCACCGAUCCAGUCCCACAAUGCACUGCUGCAUCUCAACGUCUCGGAGCAGGAUACUGCGAGUUGGACCGUAACAUACUACAAUUGUGUGGUGAGCUCUAUGACCUUGAUGCAGCCUCUCUCCAGCUGAAAGUCAUCAAUUAUCUGCAGCAACAGACUCAGUCGCAGUGUUGUUGUCUGCUUUUAGUGUCUGAGGACAACCACCAGCUUUUCUGCCAGGUCGUUGGAGACAAAGUCCUGGAGGAGGAGAUCAGUUUCCCGCUGAUGUUUGGACGUUUUGGUCAGGUUGUGGAAAAGAAGAAGUCCAUUACUCUCCAAGACAUCAGUGCUGAGGAGCGCAGGCAGCUGUCCAGUAUGUUGGGAUGUGAGAUCUCCUCCAUGCUGUGCGUCCCGGUAGCAAGCAGGGCCACGGGCCAAGUGGUGGCGCUCGCAUGCGCCUUCAAUAAGCAGGGCGGACAGAGACACACAGAGGUUGAUGAGCAUGCCAUCCAGCACUGUUUCUGCUACACUUCAACGGUCCUCACUUCAACUCUGGCCUUCCAGAAGGAGCAGAAACUGAAAGUGGAGUGCCAGGCGCUUUUGCAAGUGGCCAAGAACCUCUUCACACACUUGGACGAUGUGUCGGUGCUCUUGCAGGAAAUUAUAGUGGAGGCCAGAAAUCUCAGCGGUGCAGAGAUCUGUUCUGUGUUCCUGCUGGAUCGCCACAGCCAUGAGUUGGUGGCCAAGGUGUUUGAUGGCGGUGUCGUUAGCGAUGAAGAGAAGGAGUUCCGUAUCCCAGCAGAUCAGGGUAUUGCAGGUCAUGUGGCAACCACGGGCCAAAUCCUAAACAUUAAGGACGCCUACUCGCAUCCUCUUUUCUACCGCGGCGUGGAUGACAGCACUGGAUUCAAGACUCGUAACAUCCUCUGCUUCCCCAUCAAAGAUGAGAACAACGAGGUGAUCGGUGUUGCUGAGUUGGUGAAUAAGAUGAAUGGACCAUGGUUCAACCGCUUUGACGAGGACCUUGCCACAGCGUUUUCCAUCUACUGUGGAAUAAGCAUUGCACAUUCUUUGCUCUACAAGCGAGUCCAUGAAGCUCAGUUCAGGUCCCACCUGGCUAAUGAAAUGAUGAAGUACCACAUGAAGGUUUCAGAAGAAGAGGUCUCUAAGCUGCUAGUCGUCGGGAUUGAACCCGUUAAGGAGAUCCAUCCGUGUUUCGCCGAGUUCACUUACACGCCGCGUUCACUGCCUGACGACACCACGCCCAUGUGCGUCCUGAGCAUGUUUGAAGAUAUGGGUUUCAUCAACAUGUACAAGAUCGACCGGCAGACGCUCGCCAGGUUUUGUCUAAUGGUGAAGAAAGGCUACAGAGACCCACCCUACCACAAUUGGAUGCACGCGUUCUCCGUCUCCCACUUCUGCUAUCUGCUCUACAAAAAUCUUGGCCUGUCCAACUACCUCGAGGAUAUAGAGAUUUUAGCUCUAUUUGUGUCCUGUCUGUGCCAUGACCUGGACCACCGCGGCACCAACAAUUCUUUCCAAGUGGCCUCGCAAUCUGUGCUGGCUGCUCUCUACAGCUCAGAGGGCUCAGUGAUGGAGAGACAUCAUUUUGCUCAGGCCAUCGCCAUCCUAAACACUCAAGGCUGCAACAUUUUUGAGAAGUUCUCCAGAAAGGAUUACCAGCGUAUGCUAGAUUUGAUGAGGGACAUCAUUCUGGCAACAGACCUGGCUCACCAUCUUCGCAUAUUCAAGGACUUACAAAAAAUGUCUGAUGACGGAUAUAAUCCAAAAAGCAGAACCCAUCGCUCCAUGCUGCUGUGCCUGUUGAUGACAUCAUGUGACCUGUCAGACCAAACCAAGGGCUGGAAGACCACUCGCAAGAUUGCUGAGCUUAUCUAUAAAGAGUUCUUCUCUCAAGGAGACCUGGAAAAAGCCAUGGGGAACAGACCCAGCGAGAUGAUGGACAGGGAAAAGGCCUACAUCCCAGAACUACAGAUCAGCUUCAUGGAGCACAUUGCGAUGCCCAUUUACAAGCUGCUGUCUGAACUAUUUCCUGGGGCCACAGAGCUCUAUGAGAGAGUGGCGGCUAAUCGAGAGCAGUGGACCAAAGUGUCCCACAAGUUCACCAUCCGGGGGUUGCCGAGCAACAACAGCCUAGACUUCCUGGACCAGGAAUAUGAGCUACUGCAGUCCCAGGGCGCUUUUGGGAGUGAUCACCUCUGCCUUAAUGGCUGCCUUGAUGAUACCGAAGCGGGGCAGGGACUGUGACGCCAUUAAGUCAAGUUUCGUGUUCUCCACUAAAAGGCCCGAGACACCUCUCUUAGCAACCUAAGAGGGUGCGGUCUAUCUGCUUGUUUGGCCGCUUCGAUGUUUGGCGGCCAUGCUGGGGGGGUUGGACAGGAGGAUGUUUCAAAUAAUUUGAAACAUGUGACGUGGUUUAGUGGUCACAUGCUACAUCCCCAUUGGAGGAGAGCAGGAAGUGGUGCAGUGACACUGAAAGCAGAUGUUUUUACAAGACGUCAACAGUUCAUACGUGCAGUACUCAUCCUGAUCAAGAUUGUACACAUUGACAAACUUUAAAAAAAAAAAAAUACUUCAACAUGUAAACUUGACAAAGUGCUAUUGUUUGAGUGACAUGUUCAUUAUUUUGGUUUUUAACGGCUUCGCUUAGUUCACGCACAAGCAGCUGCCAUCCGCUUCAGAACGCAUGGGAUGUCUUAUUUCACUUUUACACCUUUUUUCCAUCGUGAUAGGAAUAUUUUUGUAUUGACCAAUUCAAAUAAUAUAACAAUAUUUUUCAUUCAUGUAUUACCGCCAAGAUCCACAAGGGGCAAUUUGCUUUGACUUGUCAAUCCUCGAGACAAAAACAUUUGACAAUCACGUUCAAAGUCACACCUUGACUUAUUUGACACUCACUUAUCGUCGAUAUUUCUUUGCCAAUUUUUUUAUAACUGGUUUCCUCAUAUAGAACCACUAUCGAUAAAGACGAAGAGAAAGCCCUUUAAAAGAUCCGUCCCAUCCGUUGUGUCAAGGAGCCAUAUUAGAUCGUGCUCCGUGGAGUGUGUCAUAUGGAUCUGCCUUAUUGUGCAUCUUUGCUGCCUUUCUUAGAGCUUUUAAUAUAUACCUAUUGAAAUAAAAGAGUCUGUUUAUUAUUGUGUAUUUGUUAUAGACAUAGCUUGACUAUCAGUGUGUUUGACCGAAGGACCACCACGCUCUGAAACAUGAAACAUGAAACAUGUAUAUUUGUGAAAUAACCUUUGUAAAAAAAAAUCUCAGUUGUCGUGUUUUGUCGGACUAAUGAAGCCACACCGAUGGAGAAUUAUUACAUAAAGGCAACCAUUUGUUCUCAGUGUGACAGGAAAAAAAAAAAUCAGAAAUGUAGCCAUGAAAAAAAAAAAAAAAAAUUCCCAAAGGUAAAAGUUUGGAAAAAAUAUUCUUUUUUUUUUCAGCUCUCAGAUUGUGCCUCAUUUUGAAAUGUUUGGAGUUUUAUGUUACAAUGCGCCACUUAUUUUGAAUCAGAAAUGCUGCAGUUGAUGUAAAGCCAACCACUGAGUAGUUACACAAUGUGAGCUACACUAUGUGUCAUGGAGGACGCCGUAUGUAGGUGUGUGUGUGUGUGUGUGUGUGUGGUUGAAUGGGUGAGAGUUCAUGACCAAAUGUGUGUGUGUGUGUGUGUGGGUAGCAGAGAAAGAAAUUCUGAUUAAGAGCCAAAUGUUUGCUAGUGCUUGGGGUUAUAUGAAAUAUGAAAUUCUAUGACAUUAUUUCACCCAUGUAAUGCUAGUGAAUAUAGAAUAUUGCACAUUAUCAGGGUGUGUAUGUAUAUGCAUUAUUUUAUUUUUUAUUUCUUUAUGAUUGUGUGUUAUGUGUGGAGUACAGGUCAGCGGAGUUGAUUCAAUCUGCCUUAGUUUUUUUUUUUUUUUUAAGUGUUUUCAAAGGGCAUAUAGAUGUUUUUAGAAUACACCCGCUUUGUGUCGUCGUCCUUGACCUGCCUUUUUCAUGUGCAAUAUGAAGUGUCUGCCUGAGUGAAUAUGUAAAUUCCCUUGCCUCUUGUUAACUUAUUUCACGAGGUCCGGGGCUCCCCAGAGGCAUUUUUUGAUAACGGUCAGUGAAGUGUGACCAUUUUAAUCCCAAAAAUGCCUCCGAGAGUUCACAUUUUCAAUACCGAGUGUGUAUUUUUUUCUCACCCCGUUUUGUCAGGGCUAUUUGUGCCAAGCAACUUCCUGGCCAAAAAAACAACAACGUAAUUUUCAUUCUCAAACGUCGGAGCGAUCAUGAGGGCUCUGUUGAUGUCAAAUCUAUUUUCUGCCACAUCCUUUUCCAGCUUGUCUUAAGAUGUUGGAAGCCAAUCUUUCAAAGCAGCAGGACUCCAACCUGCGAUCAUGUCACUGUAACGCUCAUCUGUGACUUACAGUACUUGUUGACAUUAAUGCUGUAAAUAUGAACGCUUGAAGAAAACAUUGCUGUAUUGUCUGUCACUAUUACAAAAGAACGUACUUUAAUUCUAUGUAUUUGAUGUGAUUGUUUUCAAGGUUUGUUUUUUUUUCACCCACUCUAUAUUUUUUUUCAAGAACAUGGAACAAAACAAAACUGUACUUAGGAUAUGCAUACAUUUGAUAUUCCAGCACAAAACAAAAUCCCAAACUCUUGACACUGUAUAAGUGAUGCUUUUUAUUGUUGGUUUUGUUGAGUCUGAGAGCUGGUGGUGGUUAUCUUGACUUGAAAUGAAUAAUGAUAUAUUUGAGAAAAAAGACAAAUGGAUGACAUUUUUGUUUGGUUUAUUUGUGGAAUAAAUCUGAUGAAAGGUG